Messenger RNA from Fusarium musae, 966 nucleotides. RefSeq lists its product as uncharacterized. NCBI's taxonomy places the organism in Eukaryota, Fungi, Ascomycota, Sordariomycetes, Hypocreales, Nectriaceae. The transcript has a single exon. The record is from RefSeq and is a predicted model, not a curated record. Bases 1 to 966 code for a protein of 321 amino acids. Gene Ontology annotation, molecular function: hydrolase activity.
AUGACUGGUUUGAAAUAUGAUCCUGAAUACCUCAAAGCUCUGGGACCCGUCACGAAGGAACCCAAGCCCGAGCCAUCCAGAUCAGUUUUUGAGAUCAGGAGGAAUACUGAAGAUGUCAUCCGGCGAAUCGUCACGAACUCUCCAUACCCCGAUGGCGUGCUGGAGACUGUGUAUAAAGUCAAAAGUUACGAUGGAGUCGAGAUUGAAGUCACCCGCUUCGCCUCUGAGGAGACUUUAGCUUCAGAGAAGCCCACGCCCGCUGUGAUGUACUUUCACGGCGGUGGUUAUGUCUCUUGUUACGUGGAGCUGUUUGCACCUCAAAUCGCCCGUUUCGCGAACGAUUCAAAGCUUCCAUACUUCGCGGUGUCUUACCGGCGAGCGCCAGAACAUCCUGCUCCUGCUGGUGUUGAAGACGGGUAUGCUGCUCUUCAGUUUGUAUCGAAGUCUGCGGUAGGACUUAACGUCGACCCUACAAAGAUCGCUCUGCACGGUGACAGCGCUGGUGGAGGACUCGCCGCGGGUCUCGCUUUGAUGGCCAGGGAUCGACAGCUUGAUCCUCAAAUUGCGAAGCAACUGCUCGUCUACCCAAUGCUUGAUGACCGAGAUCAUGUCGAGACAGACGAUCCGAUUCUUGACCUCAUGGUCUGGAAGCCUGAUGGAGCGAAACUUGCAUGGGAUGUGUACGCCUCUGAGGUUCGAGAGAAGAUUGAUCCACAAGCUCUAUCUUACGCGAUUCCAGCUCGGGCUGCAACGUUGCGAGGCCUGCCUUCCACUUAUAUCGACGUGGGAUGUCUCGAUCUGUUCAGGGAUGAGAAUCUGGAGUAUGCUAAGAGGUUGGCUAACGAGCAUGUUGAAGUCGAGUUUCAUCUUUGGCCAGGGCUGCCACACGGAUUCGACGGGAUGAGGGAUAUCAGUUGGUUUGCGAGGUGUCAGGAGAGUCGUAUAAGUGCACUGAGAAGGAUGUGA